GUGAUUGUAUUUUAAUUUUGUUUCCCCUGUCAAUUUCAAAGUUAGAUUAGGAAGUUACUUAUUACCAAGUAAUUUUCAUUAGAUUCUUUAUAGGAAUCGGUUUUGUGAAGGCCCGAAUCCUUCCCUAUAAAUAGAGAGGGUUCUAUACAAGUAAAGAUAUUGGGGUUUCUCAAUCAAAAAAUUCUCAUCGUACAAACUCCCCCGAUCGGUUCUAGAAUUGUUUUUUUUUUUUUCUCAAUCUCAUAAUUCAGGGCUUUCUCGCUUUGUGCUUAGUGAGUCCAUUCAUCAAACAUCAUGAUGAGCCAGAAAUCAAUCAUCGAACUGGAGGAAGGAUGGGAAAUCAUGGACCAAGGAAUCAAAAAGCUGAAGAGGAUUCUGGAAGGAAAAGAUGAGUCGCAGUUCGAUUCUGAAGGAUACAUGAACUUGUACACAACAAUUUACAACAUGUGUACUCAGAACCCGCCGCACGGUUACUCUCAGCAGUUGUACGACAAGUACCGAGAGUCUUUCGAGGCGUAUGCCGCUUCGUCCGUGCUGCCUUCUCUGAGGGAAAAGCACGACGAAUUCAUGUUGAUGGAGAUCGUUAAACGAUGGUCGAAUCACAAGGUCAUGGUUCGAUGGCUUUCGAGGUUCUUCCAUUACCUCGACCGGUUUUUUGUCUAUCGAUAUUCGCUGCUUCCUCUGAACGAGGUUGGUUUGAAGUGUUUCAGGGAUAAAGUGUUUGAAGAUUUGAAAGGGAAAGUUUCGGGUGCUGUUAUAGCCCUGAUCAACCAGGAGCGCGAGGGCGACCAAAUCGACCGUUCUUUAUUGAAGAAUGUGUUGGAUAUGUUUGUUGCUCUCCACACUGAGGAGAAGAAAUACUAUGAGGAGGAUUUCGAAGCGCUGAUGCUCGAGGAUACCAAGGGAUAUUACUCACGGAAAGCUUCUCAAUGGAUUCUGGAGGAUUCUUGUCCGGAUUACAUGUUGAAGGUUGAAGAGUGUUUGAAGAAAGAGAAGGACAGGGUCGAGCAUUAUCUCCAUUCGAGCAGUGAAACGAAGCUGCUUAAUAAGGCUGAACACGAGCUGCUAACUGUUUAUGCAACCCAACUGCUCGAGAAAGAGCAUUCUGGAAUUCAGGCGCUGUUGCGAGAAGAUAAGGUGGAGGACUUGUCUAGGAUGUACCGGCUGUUCUCGAGAGUCGAACAAGGGUUAGGGUUAGAACCUGUUUCCAAUGCAUUCAAACAGUAUGUUACUAAUGAAGGCACGGCUUUAGUGAAGCAGGCCGAAGAUGCCGCCAAGGACAAGAAGGCCGACAAGAGAGAUGUGGUUGGUUUACCGGAGCAGGUUCUCGUGAGGAAAUUGAUUGAAUUGCACGACAAGUACCUCGGGUAUGUGAAUGACUUUUUCCAGAACCAUUCUCUUUUCCAUAAGGCACUCAAGGAAGCCUUCGAGGUGUUUUGCAAUAAGAGUGUUGCCGGAAGCUCCAGCGCGGAACUUCUCGCGACCUUCUGUGAGAAUGUCCUGAAAAAUGGUGGGAGUGAAAAGCUAACUGACGAAGCUAUAGAAAAAACCUUGGAAAAGGUAGUGAUGUUGCUCGCUUUUGUUAGCGAUAAGGAUUUGUUUGCGGAAUUCUUCAGGAAAAAGCUUGCGCGGCGCCUUAUCUAUGAUAAAAGUGCUGAUGAUGACCAUGUGAGAAGCCUUUUGUCGAAACUUAAACAGCAAUUUGGGGGUCAGUUCACAUCAAAGAUGGAAGGUAUGGUCACCGAUAUGACAUUGGCUAAAGAGAACCAGCAACAUUUUGCCGAGUACCUCCGAGGAAAUCCUAGGGUUCAUCCUGGGAUUGACUUGACUGUUACUGUCCUUACAACCGGAUUCUGGCCUACUUACAAAUCCUCUGACCUUAACCUUCCGGCCGAGAUGGUAAAAUGUGUGGAAGCUUUCAAAGAGUAUUACCAAACAAAGACAAAACAUAGGAAGCUUACUUGGAUUAAUUCUUUGGGAAACUGUAACCUCAUGGGGAAGUUUGAUGCCAAGAAGAUAGAGCUGAUCCUAUCACCUUACCAGGCUGCUGCUCUGCUGCUUUUCAACGGGUCAGACAGAUUGAGCUAUGAGGAGAUUAAGGCUCAACUGAAUCUGUCUGAUGAUGAUGUUGUCAGGACUCUUCAUUCCCUUUCUUGUGCUAAGUACAAGAUCCUCACGAAAGAGCCCAAUUCAAGAACGAUUUCACCUACUGAUGCCUUUCAGUUCAACUCAAAGUUUGAUGAUAAAAUGAGGAGGAUUAAGAUCCCUAAUCCUCCAGUGGAUGAGAAGAAAAAAGUGAUUGAAGAUGUUGAUAAGGAUAGAAGGUAUUCGAUUGAUGCAUCAGUUGUCCGUAUAAUGAAGGCUCGAAAAGUUUUGGGCUAUCAGCAGUUGGUCGGGGAAUGCGUUGAGCAGUUGAGUAAAAUGUUUAAACCCGACGUGAAGGCCAUCAAGAAGCGAAUUGAAGAUUUAAUCACUCGGGACUAUCUGGAGAGGGACAAGGAAAACCCAAACUUGUUCAAGUAUUUGGCAUGAUGCCCGCUUUGUUUCUCAAUACAGACUUUUCUGUUUUUGUUGCAUAGCUAUUUACUUCUAGAGCUAUUUGUAGUAGAAAUCAGUUGGAUCGAAUUACAUGGAUUUUGUUUUUGCGACAAGUGAAUUGAUUGAAUUCGGUGUUUCAGUUUCAGCUUUUGAGUAUGAAUUUUGCAUUCCUUCAGC
Oldenlandia corymbosa var. corymbosa is the source of this 2715-nucleotide messenger RNA. The record is from the annotation of a GenBank genome assembly. NCBI's taxonomy places the organism in Eukaryota, Viridiplantae, Streptophyta, Magnoliopsida, Gentianales, Rubiaceae.